This is a messenger RNA of Capronia coronata CBS 617.96, 549 nucleotides long. RefSeq lists its product as uncharacterized. The transcript has a single exon. Lineage: Eukaryota; Fungi; Ascomycota; Eurotiomycetes; Chaetothyriales; Herpotrichiellaceae. The record is from RefSeq and is a predicted model, not a curated record. The coding region runs from base 1 to 549 and encodes 182 amino acids. Gene Ontology annotation, biological process: response to salt stress; response to heat; response to hydrogen peroxide.
AUGGCUCUCUUCCCAAGACUCAGCAGCUCCUUCGGACCGUCCCGACAAGAACUCGGUCCAUUCUUCAACCUGUUCAACGACACGUUCUCGGAGCUCCAGAAGCUAUCCGAGUCGGCGUCGCGCACGUUCGCCCCCAAAUUCGACGUCAAGGAGGCUCAGGACAAGUACAUCCUCGAGGGUGAACUGCCCGGCAUCGACCAGAAGAACGUGACGAUCCAAUUCGAGGACGACCAGACCUUGACCAUCAAGGGCCGGACCGAACACCAGCGCGAGGAAGGCCAGCGUCCCGACCAGACCGCCCAGAACGGCGAGUCCACCAGCAAAGAGGUGGCCACCACGGGAUCGAAGGAGGUCGCCAAAUCCCAGCCCCAGCACACUUACUGGGUUUCGGAGCGCCAGGUCGGCGAGUUCGCCAGAAGCUUCGCCUUCCCCAACCCGGUUGACCAGGACCAUGUCAAGGCUAGCCUGAAGAACGGCAUCCUGAGCGUCGUCGUCCCCAAGCUCGAGAAGUCCAAGGGCAACAAGCAGAUCCAGAUCACCGCCGAGUAA